UCGGUUUCAAACCCUCUUCCCCACUCGCUUCCACAGUUCUCCGCUUCCGCCCACAGAAGCUAGGGUUUCCGGUCGGAAUCGCGGAGAGGAUGCCGGCCAGCGCGGCUGCGGCCGCCGCGGAAGGUGAGGAGAAGACGGCGGAGGCGGGGGGCAGGGAGCUGCUGUACUGCGGCACGGUGCGCUUCGACAUCAUGGGCCGGAAGGUGAAGGGCGGGGUGCAGGGCAGAGGCAACCUGGUGUCCCCGACGCGGCUGCGCCCUCUCGUGGGCGUGGAUAUCCGCUUCGUCGCCUCCGGCUGUGCGGCUUGCCACUGUGUUGCUUUGAGCGCGGACGGCCGUUGCUUCUCAUGGGGUCGAAAUGAGAAUGGGCAGCUGGGGCAUGGGGACACUCUCUUGCGUAACCUGCCAACUGUUGUUUCUAAACUAUCAAAAUACAACAUAACCGCAGCAGGUGUUGGAAGAAAUCAUACGGUGGUCGUAACUGACGAAGGGAAGUCCUUUGCAUUUGGUGACAACAGACAUGGCCAGUUGGGGACGGGUUCACUAAGGAGUGGAACUAAGGUGUUGCCAGUCCCCUGCCUUGUUACUAAAGCAACUAAUGCUGUUUGUGGUGCUGAAUUUACUGUCUGGCUGUCAUCAGUUGAGGGCUCUUCCAUACUUACAGCAGGUCUUCCCCAGUACGGCCAACUUGGUCAUGGAAGCGACAAUGAGUAUAAUGCCAAUGCAUCAUCGGUAAGGCUAACAUAUGAUCCCCAGCCCCACCCUAGGGCAAUAGCUGCAUUAUCUGGGAAGACCGUUGUCAAGGUUGCAUGUGGAACAAAUCAUACAGUUGCAGUUGAUUCAAGUGGUUUUGUUUACACCUGGGGUUUUGGUGGAUAUGGAAGGUUGGGACACAAUGAACAGAAAGAUGAGUGGCAACCACGCCUCAUUGAAAUAUUUCAAAAGAACAAUAUCCUAUCUCCCAGUGAUAUUAUCUCAGCUGGUUCUGCAAGUUCUGCGUGCACAGCCGGUGGUCGUGGGCAGCUGUAUGCGUGGGGAAAGUUGAAGAACUGGGGCGAUGAGUGCAUGUAUCCAAAGCCAGUUAGAGAUUUAAGCGGUUGGAACAUCCGCUGCAUGGCUUCUGGCGACAUGCACCAUAUUGUUGGUGCAGAGGAUUCUUGCAUAAGUUGGGGUCUUUCUGAAUAUGGAGAGCUUGGUUAUGGCCCUACACAAAAGUCAUCUGUAAAUCCUAAAAAGGUUGACAUUCUUGAAGGAAUGCAUAUUACAAGUGUUGGUUGUGGAGUUGGGAUGUCUCUGAUUGUUGUAGACAGGGCAAAUAUUGGUGAUAUGCUUGAUCAGCUGGAUAAUUUUGAUGGUGAUAUUGAUGCUCUCUUUCAAGAGAACACGAAAAAGCUCUACUUUCUUCCGCGCCGAGACAUUAAAGAAAAACCAAAACCAAAGACGAGCCAACAUCCCGCAAUCAAAGAAACAGCAGAAGAGACACCGGAGGUGGAGCAGGUAACCAAGGCGGCAUCUCCCGCCACCAACUCACGCUCCAACAAGCGCAAGAAAGCCUCGGAACACGCAGAACCAGAAGCCGAGGACGGGAUCAGACAGGCACCCAAGGAGGAGGCAGAGUGUGGAAGUCAUGGUCGCGGGCGGGGCAGAGGCAGAGGCAGGGGGGCCAAGACGGCGACUCCGAAGCCAGUGCCGUAGGGAAGGGGCAGAGGCCGAGGCCGCCCUAAGAAGGGAACCGGGAGCCCUGGCGCUGCUCCUCCGCAAGCCGGGAGCUCGGGGCGAGGUGGGAAGAAGAGCGGGAAGCGAGGGAGGCCUCGCAAGUGAUCGGCCGGGUGAGCCUCGGGCUUGGCAGAGUUUUUUUUGGUCAGAUCAGCUGGCAGCGAGAGUGGUUGUUACUCUUUGGUGCUGCCAUGCCACGUUGCUGCAGGUCCUAGUCAUGCCAUAGUAAUCUGAUGGCUUUGAACUCCUAGUCUAAUGGAGAUGGCAAGGGCUGGAUUCAUUACCCCCUGCAAAUUGUGGAUGCCAGCCAUGGACACUGUAGGUACGAGCAGUGAUGCUCUGGCGGCUUAUGUUUUGUGAAGGAAUGAACGGGCAAUCCUGCAAGAAAAUUUACCUUUUGCGAGAA
Triticum dicoccoides is the source of this 2121-nucleotide messenger RNA. RefSeq names its product protein RCC2-like. Gene Ontology annotation, molecular function: small GTPase binding. Lineage: Eukaryota; Viridiplantae; Streptophyta; Magnoliopsida; Poales; Poaceae. Gene Ontology annotation, biological process: negative regulation of GTPase activity. The coding region runs from base 90 to 1694 and encodes 534 amino acids. The record is from RefSeq and is a predicted model, not a curated record. Gene Ontology annotation, cellular component: membrane. The transcript is spliced from 17 exons.